ACAAACAGAAAAAAAAAAAAAAAAGAUGCUCAAUUUACAAUCUGAAUCAUUCUACGAAGACGUUUUAUUCGAGGAAAAGUACCUCUCCAACGAAGUCCAAACCAGCUUACAUGACGGUUACCGACUUUAUCCUCUUCGUGCCAACGAUUACGAACGAGGCUACCUUGAUGUACUCUCUGUCUUGACAGAAGUGGGUGCUCAUACUGUUGAAUCAUGGAACACACAGUUUCAGUUCAUGAAGAAGCACAAUGAUACCUACUUUACCAUCACUAUUAAUGAUGAACGCACAGAUCGUAUUGCUGCUACAGGAACCAUCUUGAUCGAACACAAGUUUGUACAUAAGAACGGUCUCGUUGGUCAUAUUGAAGAUAUUGCGGUUGACUCCACACAUCAGGGUAAGAAGCUGGGCAUCAAGAUUAUUGAGGCAUUGAAAUAUAUCGGUCAAGCCAAUGGUUGCUACAAAGUGAUUUUGGAUUGUGCAGUAAAGAAUAUUCCCUUUUACGAAAAGUGUGGUUUCACACCCAAAGAAAGCCAAAUGGCUUGGUAUAUUCCCCCUCAAGAGAAAUCUAACUUGUAG
Messenger RNA from Mucor mucedo, 577 nucleotides. Its product is annotated as acyl-CoA N-acyltransferase. Gene Ontology annotation, biological process: UDP-N-acetylglucosamine biosynthetic process. Gene Ontology annotation, molecular function: glucosamine 6-phosphate N-acetyltransferase activity; monosaccharide binding. Lineage: Eukaryota; Fungi; Mucoromycota; Mucoromycetes; Mucorales; Mucoraceae. The transcript is spliced from 2 exons. The record is from RefSeq and is a predicted model, not a curated record. The coding region runs from base 26 to 577 and encodes 183 amino acids. Gene Ontology annotation, cellular component: endoplasmic reticulum; Golgi apparatus; endoplasmic reticulum-Golgi intermediate compartment.